Molecule: messenger RNA, 499 nt
Organism: Lates calcarifer (barramundi perch)
Lineage: Eukaryota; Metazoa; Chordata; Actinopteri; Centropomidae
Gene: nppa
Product: natriuretic peptide A
Exons: 3
Coding region: 65-499 (144 amino acids)
Biological process (GO): cGMP biosynthetic process; negative regulation of systemic arterial blood pressure; neuropeptide signaling pathway
Cellular component (GO): cytoplasm; nucleus; extracellular region
Molecular function (GO): hormone receptor binding; hormone activity
Source: RefSeq, a predicted model, not a curated record
UUGGCAUGUCUAUAAAAUCAUGCAGUGCAGGCUAUAGUAUCAGCACUAGCAGCAGAAGGAUAACAUGAGGACUGCGGUCCUGUGGGGCCUGCUGGCCCUACUGUGUCAGCACACACUGGUUAGCAGCCACGUACUGGGAAGGCCAUCCUCUACCAGUGACCUUGCUCAGCUCAAGUCUUUAUUGGAGCGCUUUGAGGAGACUCUGGCUGAAGUAGCCCAGGAGGAGGACUCUGAGGCUGAUUAUGAAGGGACAAACCAAGAGCCUGAACACAGACAGACCAGCCAAGGAUGGAGCGUGGACCAGGAGGCAGACCAAGAACCUCUAAUAUCAGAAAAAUCUCAACCACCAGUGGAUGGCCACAGCAGGGCCUCAAGUCAAAGGAGCCGUCUACAGGACCUGCUGAUGACUACCAGGAAACGGGCUUCUAGCUGCUUUGGAGCCAGAAUGGAUCGAAUAGGAAAUGCCAGUGGUCUGGGAUGCAACAAUGGAAGAGGGUAG